Lates calcarifer (barramundi perch) is the source of this 6162-nucleotide messenger RNA. RefSeq names its product midline 2 (gene mid2). Gene Ontology annotation, molecular function: zinc ion binding; protein binding. Lineage: Eukaryota; Metazoa; Chordata; Actinopteri; Centropomidae. The transcript is spliced from 12 exons. The record is from RefSeq and is a predicted model, not a curated record. The coding region runs from base 645 to 2954 and encodes 769 amino acids.
ACACCCUGAGGCCACAGGGGAUGGGAGGUCGGGUGGAGGAAGAGUAUGGGUGCGCACAGCUCGGGGUUUGUUGCACGCGGGCAGCGGAGAAGAGGUGUAACCGAUCACAGCUGCUGCCGUGAGGGACUGAAGAGCUAUUCCCGUCCCCCCACCCUCCGUGGGUUGGUUUGGUCACGUGCCCUCGGGGAGCUUUUAGUUUUUUUUUUUUUUUUUGGAGGGGGAGAGGAAGCGCGCGACCGUUGCGCACAGCUCGAGUUGGACAGCAACAUCUUUAACAGGCGUUAAUGAUCCGGCGGCGGAUCAACCAGAUCAGUUUUGUUUUGGGGCGUUGUCACACACUCUACAUCGGUGUGUGUCUGAUACGCAGAUCCGUCAGGCGCUGACACGGCGUGUGUGAUCCCCCCUCUCACCAGUCACUGACUCGUCAAAAACUUCUGCGCUUACCAAGUGUGAUCUUUACUGCGAGCGUCACGUUGUUGCCAUCCACUGCCUACAAGUCGACACACGGAGCUGUCACCGGCGGACCGAGUCCAUCAACGUCCACAGUGGUGCUGCUCACUGCUAACUAGGCUGCCUCUGAGCCCACAGGUAAUUGGCCAGCUUCCGUGGGAUUUGAUGUCACCUUUAGAUUGGUUUAACUGAAGAUGGAAACACUGGAGUCUGAGCUGACCUGCCCGAUCUGCCUGGAGUUGUUUGAAGAUCCCCUGCUCUUGCCCUGUGCUCACAGUCUGUGCUUUAACUGUGCCCACCGCAUCCUGGUGUCUCACUGCUCCACCAGCAAGCCCCUCGAAUCCAUCUCGGCCUUUCAGUGCCCCACUUGUCGUUACGUCAUCACGCUGAAUCACCGCGGCCUGGAGGGCCUUAAGCGCAAUGUGACGCUGCAGAACAUCAUUGACCGCUUCCAAAAGGCCUCCCUCAGCGGCCCCAACUCCCCCACCGAGAGCCGGCGCCUGCAGCCGCAGCGGCCCUACACCGCCACCAUUAGCGGAACAAUAGCUGGAACAAUUGGCGGCGGCGGUGGUGGCACGAGUGGAAGCAGCGCCCGCGGCAGCCCGGCCACUUCCAGCCACUCCCACCCGCACGCCAACCACACCAAUCACGUCAACCACACCAACGCCAACCACAGCCCAGCUGUAGUUGCCAAAAUGGAUCCGCGCAUCAGCUGCCAGUUCUGUGAGCAGGAUCCGCCGCGCGAGGCCGUCAAGACGUGCGUCACGUGCGAGGUGUCGUACUGCGACCGCUGCCUGCGUGCCACACAUCCCAACAAGAAGCCGUUCACCAGCCACCGCCUGGUGGAGCCCGUGCCGGACACUCACAUCCGGGGCCUGACUUGUCUGGAGCACGAGAACGAGAAGGUCAACAUGUACUGCUUGGUGGAUGACCAGCUCAUUUGUGCCCUCUGCAAGCUGGUGGGGCGCCACCGAGAGCACCAGGUGUCGUCGCUCACCGAGCGCUUUGACAAGCUCAAGGCUUAUCAGGUGAGCCCGGGCAGAGUGUCAGAUGCGGUAAUGGAGGCUUCAAAGACAAGCGCUGCGCAAACCCUGGAGAACAACCUGACCAACCUGGUGAAGAGAAACAGCGAGCUUGAAAACCAAAUGGCAAAACUCAUCCAGAUCUGCCAACAAGUUGAGGUGAACACAGCCAUGCAUGAAGCUAAGCUGGUGGAGGAGUGCGAUGAGCUAGUGGAGAUAAUUCGCCAGAGAAAACAGGUCAUCGCUGUGAAGAUCAAGGAGUCCAAGGUGAUGAAAUUGCGCAAGCUGGCUCAACAGAUUGCAAACUGUCGCCAGUGUCUGGAGCGCUCCAGCGCCCUCAUCACGCAAGCCGAACAGAGCCUGAAGGAGAACGACCACGCCCGCUUCCUCCAGACCGCCCGAAAUGUAGCAGAAAGGGUUGCCAUGGCGACGGCCUCCUCCCAGGUGCUCAUCCCUGACGUCAACCUGAACGAGGCAUUUGACAACUUUGCCCUGGAUUUCUCCCGAGAGAAGAAGAUUUUAGAAGGACUAGAUUAUCUAACAGCUCCCAACCCGCCAUCCAUAAGAGACGAGCUGUGUACCGCUUCCCAUGACACCAUCACUGUCCACUGGACGUCAGAGGACGAGUUCAGCGUCACCUCCUACGAGCUGCAGUACACCAUCUACACAGGCCAGACGAAUUUCAUCAGUUUGUACAACUCAGCAGACAGCUGGAUGAUCGUACCUAACAUCAAGCAGAACCACUACACGGUGCACGGCUUGCAGAGUGGCACCCGUUAUAUCUUCUUUGUCAAGGCUAUCAACCAGGCAGGAAGCCGCAACAGUGAGCCCGCCCGCCUCAAAACCAACAGUCAACCCUUCAAGUUGGACCCAAAGACGGCCCACAAGAAGCUUCGUCUGUCCAACGACUGCCUGACCAUGGAGAAGGACGAGAGCUCGCUGAAGAAGAGCCACACCCCGGAGCGUUUCAGCGGCACGGGCUCCUAUGGAGCAGCUGGUAAUGUCUUCAUUGACAGCGGGUGCCACUACUGGGAAGUGCUGCUGGGAGCGUCCACAUGGUAUGCCAUUGGCGUGGCUUACAAAUCAGCCCCGAAAAACGAAUGGAGCGGCAAGAACUCAUCCUCAUGGGUGUUCUCGCGCUGCAAUAACAACUUUAUGGUGCGCCACGACGGCAAGGAGAUGCUGGUGGAGGCGAGCCUGCAGCUGAGGCGGCUGGGCGUCCUUCUGGACUAUGACAACAAUUCGCUGUCCUUCUACGACGCCAUGAACUCCCAGCACAUUCACACCUUCGAAAUCUCCUUCCUCCUGCCCGUGGUACCCACUUUCAUGAUCUGGAACAAGUCAGUCAUGAUACUCUCAGGGCUACCCGUCCCCGACUUUGUCGAUGGUGUGGCCUCGGAUCUUCAAGAGCAGCAACAGCAGCAGAUGGGCCUGUGCCGGCAAGAGUCGCCGUACUUGACCGGGAUGAAAACCUGCCACUGAGAAAAGGGGCCUGCCAGAUGGCCUAACAGAGUCCACUCAGGCCCGGUGACUGAAAGGUUGACUGGAAGCUGAAAGACGGUGUGACUUGAGUCUUGCUCUAAUCUUCAUUAUGAGCAGACUAGUUACUUUUUUACAGAUUUAGAAAGUGAUGGAAUUAUGCACACAAGUCUGGAAAAAAAUGUCAGUCCUGUUAGUUUGUAGCCAUCCAACGCUUUGAAAAUCCAUCAGUGAAUGGGAACAAGGUCUCUUGACUGUAAAUGUCAGCGGACGUCAUCCAAUGCCCUGGAGUCACUGAGGAAGAGAGCUUUGGUCCGUCAUUGGGCAGGGCUGGACUCCUGGUUUUCUUGACCAUUUAAGGUCUUCCUUUUUGAUUUUUUUUUUUCUCUUGGUUUGACCCUAGGCAGAAGACCAAGAAGGGAAUAGUCUCGUCAGCCAUUUAGAGUUUGAAGUACAACAUGUGAACAGUGUCAUUACUAAAUGCCUCCACUGGUGUUGAUUAAAACCGCAAAAACAUAGGCAGCAAAAAAGAAUCUGGUGACUACAGACAUAUUAAUAUGAAAUGUCACAUCAAGCUCUUGUCAAAUGAUCAAAUUUUAUAUUUGAUGAAAUGAUCUUAAUUAACAGUUAAUGGAAAAGUUGCUUCUUUGGCAAGAGUUAUAAAGUGAACAAGCAUGUCUCAGAACAUUUAUUUUGUUCAAUGUGAAUGUGUUUUCCUUGAGUUUUUACUGUGUGAGCAUCUCACUAACGCAAAUACAUGCAAGCAAUGGACUUGGUUACGUCACAACAAGGUGCGUCAUAAAUCCUCCAGUGUCACUGUUCAUAUGUUGCACCCUCAGUCGCUGUGUGUGAUUGUUGCUAAAGUCUUUUCCUUGGUCUUCCUCCUAGAUCUGACCCAAGCAGCUUCCAAGUUUCAGGAAGUGUUAACGUUGCUCCCGGAUAAUUAACAAGGUCACAGGGGGGUAUAGAUUUGCAUCAUGUGACUACUCGACUUGUAUAAUAAGAGGUUUAUUGAAUACUAGAGGAAAAAGUGUUAUUUAUGACAAAAAAGGAUGGUUUACUUUUAAUAUUAAUCUCAACAUAUUCAUGCACUUUUUAAUUAACACUAUUUCCCCUCUAUGAGUAUUUGAAUAGUUGAGUGGCAGGGUCACAAUGGGGAGAGAAAGAGAUGACUAGCACUACUGCUGGUUGUGUUCAGUCAUUUUUUACAAAAUAAUUUAUGAUCAGUUGUUAAUGAUGGUUGCCAAAUAUUAACUAUACAAUUGUUUAUUGCAAUAAAAAACUGUUCGAGCUAUUUUUUUGUUUUGCAAACACCUAAUUUGGUCACUUAAAGCACUUUGCAAUAAGACAGAAGUCUCUGCUGUAAAGUUGUAAAGUUUUUUUCUCUGUGCUUUGAACACAACCAGUGACUUUCCCUCCCCAUUGGUCUUUUCGAUAGCAUAUAGUAAAUCUUCUUUAGAAAAGGGAUACAAUUGUGAUGAUGUUUAUGUGAUUUUUAUCACGAUAAAAUGACGAUAAACUAAUAGCUGUUUAACAAAGAAGUUCACUCUGUUUUUGACUAUUUCAGGGAAGGAGAGGGUUAACACUUUAACUUGCUGUCUGUCGCAAUGUCAUGGCAUGAUUGUGUUCUCCUCUGUGAUUUGUUAACACACACGCACACACACAUACACACGCGCGCACCAACACACGUCAUGUUUCGUUUAGGUUGGCCUUGUCGUGAUAAAUGCAUGAUACAUUGUAGGAUCCCACAACAGUCCACUGGGUGAUUUACGUAGCUCUCUCAAGUUCACAAGAUCUCGUGUUCAUCAGAUGCAGACUCACCUGAACAUUCGCUCACAACCGACUUAACCUCAAAUAUUUUUUCUUUCUUUCUUUUUGUGUCACCCAUUGCUUCUCAAAUAACAGCUGUGGCUGGAUCCAUUGUUUUCUUAUUAUUUGGAAUUUGAAGGCCUAGUGUGGGUGGCAGUUUCUCUCUGGUUUGAUAUUCAGGUUGUGGCUCUGAUUCAGACAAUCAAAUAUGUAUCAUAGUGUAUUCAGAUUGAAGAGGUUGUGUGGCAGAAGAAGUGCAGAGGGAUUGUGAUAAAGUUGUGUUGGAAAAAGAUGUUUUCAUACCAUCUGGUUAGAUCUGACAAACUCACAGCCAUUUUUUUCUCUCUUUACACGUCACCAGGUAUGUACUCGAUGUUGAAUGUCAUGUAACAUUUGUAGUGACAGGCUAUGAUUUGCGUGACUUUAAAAAACAGGCGUACCUGGCAAACACACACUGCUUUCAAUCAUUUGAUAGUAACCUUGGUUUCUUAUUGACAAGUCCAAACAAAGAUCCAGUGAUGUCGUGGCCUCUCAGUGCACCUCUCAACCUGCAGUGUUCUUUUAGGGCGACUGGGUGACGCGUCCAUCAUGAUUAUUUGAUUGAGGUUUUGAUUGUCUGAUUGUCAAAGUUAACCCCAACAGGAGCUCCAGUAUGAGAGGGUUACGGUUAUUUCUUCUGUCAGGGAGAUUAGUGAAUGUUACCUGACUUCCAGACAUCCACCCAUCUUGUUGGAUAAUGUCGGUUGUAGGGAUCGAAACAGCCGCGUGUUGACUCGUGAUCCGGACUGACAAGCUCAACUCAUCUGUGCAAAUGUGCUUGGCUGGGUCACUGCAUGAUUACGUGACCUUGCUGCAGGUUCAUAACUCUUUCCUUAUCUUCACGAUGAGGUUUCUUAUCUCGAGUCAAACAUAUUCUCUCUUUUUUUCCCAAAAGAAAAAAGAAAAAAAAAAGAAACCAUGACAAGAAAUGUUCAUUGCCAUGCAUAUCAGAUCGUUUGCAGUGCUCUUUCUUUCUUUGUGUCACAAGUCAAUACAGUAAAAUAUAUACAGUGAAUGAUUUUCAAUAGCUACCCACUCCUUGUAGUGCAGUGUAAUACCCUAGAGACAAUGCAAUAGAUUCUCCUUUUUGCUUUUCUGUUUGUGUAACUUGGGAAAUUUAUUUUUUACGACUCAAGAGAAAAACGCUCCUCUCCUUUUGGCAUUUGGACCUUGAUAAACAGCACAAAAAGAGCUGCUUUGCUUUCAUGCAAGGCUUCCAGUUUCCAUAGAUAUAAUUUUAGCCAGAGAGGAAUGUAAAUCAUAGGGGGAAAUAUAUAUUAUAUAAAGUUGUAUAAUAUACAAAAUAUAUAUGAACCAAUGUUAUUUAUGUGAAUUUAAGUCCAAUUAAAAGUCUGAUCCCAGA